Molecule: messenger RNA, 846 nt
Organism: Vombatus ursinus (common wombat)
Lineage: Eukaryota; Metazoa; Chordata; Mammalia; Diprotodontia; Vombatidae
Gene: ITGB3BP
Product: integrin subunit beta 3 binding protein
Exons: 8
Coding region: 163-510 (115 amino acids)
Biological process (GO): CENP-A containing chromatin assembly; regulation of DNA-templated transcription
Cellular component (GO): nucleoplasm
Source: RefSeq, a predicted model, not a curated record
GAGGCCCCAGUUUCCGGCCAGCGGGGAUUCGCGGAACAGCGCCCCAGCGUGGGGCGGAGCGGGAGCGCCUCGGAGGAGGUGGAAGCCAUUCCGGUUCCGGUAGUGCGAGAUGCCUGUGAAAAGAUCUCUGGAGUUGGAUGUCUUAUUACAGGAAAAUGGCAAAUGGAACUUGAUCAGCCUCACGCGUUCUCCAGAAGAGGGCAGCCUCGAGCAGAGGACAAAGAUGACAUCAUGAUAUUACUCUAUAAAAUUGACAGCUCCUUAGAAAAAUUCACAGAAACAUGGAAAAGUUUAAAACGUUUACAGGCCUUGUUGGGCCGGCCAGAGCUGGAAAAUCUCAUCGGUGUUUCGUGUACGUCACUGGAUUUGAGAAGCCAAGUGCGGAAGACCAGAGAACUGAUGAUGAAAGUAAGAAAACAGGAACAGCUGAAAAAGGAAACACUGAAACAUUUCCCAAGAGAUUUUGGUCAUCUCAACAGCUAUGAGUUCCUCAAAUCCAUUAUUAACUGAGGCAUUAGGAAGAAAUGCAUUCAGUAUGAACACCAAAUUCGACAUCUGUUUGGUCAUAUUUAAAGGGACAGAAGAAAUGUUUGUAAACCAAUCUGCCUAGCAAAUACCAGUUCAGGAUGGCUCACGGAACUAGGCAGGUGCACAUCGAGAUAAAAUUUCUUGCAUCUAAUUUAAACUUUACUACACACACCAGCAGAUAAUCUCAAUGUAAAUAAUACAUUUCUUCAUGACUCUUUUAUGAAAGCUUGUAUGUAAAAGGAUCCUGAUUUAUUAUUCUGUAGCACAAUUUUUUAUACUUUAAGUACAGUUUCUUAUGUGGAGGUUUAAUAAAGCACA